Molecule: messenger RNA, 2872 nt
Organism: Lymnaea stagnalis (great pond snail)
Lineage: Eukaryota; Metazoa; Mollusca; Gastropoda; Lymnaeidae
Source: the annotation of a GenBank genome assembly
AUGGAUGUAGACUGUUCUUCACUAACACGUUUACUUGAAUACACAGACAGCGCUGAAGGAUGUGGGAAUUCCCCUGCUGACAGUGGUGUUGUUGGUCGACAAAAUCCAGUGUGUCAAGAUACAGAGCCAGCCGCUAUUGAGCGACGUGGCGAUUCCUCUGCUGACAGUGAUAGUGUGGGUCGACAGAAUGUGGUGUGUCAAGAUACACAGCAAGACUACAGAGAAACCCAUGAAAUAGCUACUUCGACGUCUUCACUGAAAAAGAGAUUCUAUUUAAAUUAUCAUGAAACUCUUGUUACAGUUCAGCUCAGUGAGUAUCUAAGCAAUAGCUUGGAUUUGUUCAUAUGUCAAAUGUAGUAAAAAAAAAAAUAAUGUGGUAUGAAUAUUUGAAUAGAUAAUUACUGGUGCAUCAUUUUUUGCUUCAUAUUAAAUAUAAUUACGAGACCACAUAAUGAAGUUAAAAUAUUAUUAUUUAUAGUUGGAUUCGGUUUUAUUAACAUCAGAAGACUAUUGUGUAAGAUUAUAGUUUAUCUACUAUCAACAAGGUACAGUAUUAAACAGCAGUAUAUCUAAUAUCAACGAUGUACUUUAGUGUACAGUGGCUUAUCUAAUAUCAACAAUGUACAGUAUUAUACAGCAGUAUAUUUAAUAUCAAUAAAAUUACAGUAAAGUACAGUAGUUAUCUAAUAUAAACAAUGUACAUUACGGAAGUGCAAAGUAGUUUAUCUAAUACCAUCAAUGUACAGUAGUGCACAGUAGUUUAUCUAAUACCAUCAAUAUACAGUAGUGCACAGUAGUUUAUCUAAUACCAUCAAUAUACAGUAGUGCACAGUAGUUUAUCUAAUACCAUCAAUGUACAGUGGUGCACAGUAGUUUAUCUAAUACCAUCAAUGUACAGUGGUGCACAGUUUUUUAUCUAAUACCAUCAUUGUACAGUGGUAAAGAGGUUUUGAAUUUUUCCACAGAUCCCGUGGUUGACAUAGAGGAAAUGUACGUCAUGAAACUGGACGUUACCGAUGCAAUCUGACUGCCGUUGUUAUACGGGACGUGGUGUCUACCCUGAUAAUCCAGGCUUUAAAUGGAGCCGAACAUCUACUUUAUCAAGUCAACCUGUAAUUCAUAUUUGUGUUGACGAGAUCAUAAGACAUUUUAUUUGUUUAUAACGUUGAAUAUGUUUAUGUCUUAUGUAUUAUGUCUAUUUUGUUAAGGGGAAAGCAAAUGUUUAUGUCUUCUAAUCGACACAUUUUUGACUAUUAUUUUUAAAUAAAAUGCAAUUCUAUGAAAAUGCAAUUCUAUGAAAAUGAAAUUCUAUGAAAAUGCAAUUCUAUGAAAAUGCAAUUCUAUGAAAAUGCAAUUCUAUGAGCUUAAUAUAAAAAGAAUAAUAAAUAAAAUAAAAAAAAUAAAAAAUAGUAUAUCUUUUUUUAUAAAGGAAAAGCAAUUUUAACAUGUUAGCGAGUUCUUAAAUAUCUAUUGAAGGAAUUUUUUUUUCAAUGUGAAGUGUGAGGUGGGUGGGUAUACGGUAGAUUGGUCUAUAAUUGGAAUAAGAUUUUUUUGUUCAAUCUUAAAGCCAAAAGCGCACGUAUUUUGUGAACACCUUAUCUUUCAAAUAUAAGUUAAUUGUAUAUAUAAGUUAAUUUAAAUAUAAGUUAAUUUAAAUAUAAGUUAAUUGUAUAUAUAAGUUAAUUUAAAUAUAAGUUAAUUGUAUAUAUAAGUUAAUUUAAAUAUAAGUUAAUUGUAUAUAUAAGUUAAUUUAAAUAUAAGUUAUUUGUAUAUAUAAACAAAUGCAAGUUGCCUUAAAGAUAUGACUUCUAUAACACCCCUUUUUACAAUUAUAUUUAAAAAAAAAAAAAAACAACUGGCAUGAGUUAUUAAUGUCAUGCCUUGUGCUGUAUUUCGAAGCCUGCGUAUAUAUCUUCCUAGUUAAUUUAAAUAUAAGUUAUUUGUAUAUAUAAACAAAUGCAAGUUGCCUUAAAGAUAUGACUUCUAUAACACCCCUUUUUACAAUUAUAUUUAAAAAAAAAAAAAAAACAACUGGCAUGAGUUAUUAAUGUCAUGCCUUGUGCUGUAUUUCGAAGCCUGCGUAUAUAUCUUCCUUACGGUAAAUUGAUCCGAUUUUGUGGACAAGAACAAACCAUAAUGACAUGGUAAAAUGUCUUUCAACGGUAGAUGCUAUUUACCACAAUUACCUACAAAUGUAACGUGGCUCAUUAAACGAUUGUUCAAAGUCGCGUAUGUCUCUGGCACAGUCUAAUCGACACAGUUAACUCUUUGACGUUGACAAGUUGACAAUAGUUUGGAACAGGAUUUUCUCUGAAGGCUUAUAACGAAUUUCAAUAAUAUUUUGUGAUUGUUUGGUGCUACAUUUUAACUGACUACUGUUGGUGCUACAUUUUAACUGACUACUGUUGUUGCUACAUUUAACUGACUACUGUUGGUGCUACAUUUUAACUACUUACUGGUAAGACAAUUUUGAAGCAAAAAUUAAGAUUUAAUGAGUUAUUUCAGCCCUUAUCUGAAUUCAUUUAUUUUUUUUUAAAAAUAUUUUUUACACAUUUUUGGAUAUAAUCUUUUGAAAAGUUACAAUUGAUGACGUUACAAUCCUUUUACACGACGUUACAUGACGUCAGGGACGUGUCCAAAUAGGUAAAGGACGCAAUUUGUUUCCAAUCCAAGUUAAGGGGAGAGACGCCCCUACAUGACGUUACUUGUUGUAAAAUGGCAAUGAAUGAUGUUACACGUUGUAUUAAAUGACGUUAUAUUACGUUCAAUAAACGAAGCUCAACUUUGCAGCAUUUAUGUUAAUUUGCCUCGUUUUGUUAAAUAACCAUUUUUUUUAGAAAAAAAAAAGUUACAUCUCUGUUAUAAAACUGGC